Pieris napi is the source of this 2949-nucleotide messenger RNA. RefSeq names its product ribitol 5-phosphate transferase FKRP. The record is from RefSeq and is a predicted model, not a curated record. Gene Ontology annotation, biological process: protein O-linked glycosylation via mannose. The transcript is spliced from 5 exons. The coding region runs from base 152 to 1654 and encodes 500 amino acids. Gene Ontology annotation, cellular component: Golgi apparatus. NCBI's taxonomy places the organism in Eukaryota, Metazoa, Arthropoda, Insecta, Lepidoptera, Pieridae.
CUAUUCUCUGAUCAUUGAUCAUAUUUAUAGACAAAAUAUUAAAUAAAAAGACGCCGGAAAUUUAAAUUGAAUAGGCAGCUAAAGAAUUAUGAAUAAGUUAAUAGUAUGAUUAUAAGCGCUAUAAAGGAAUCUGGAAUACUAAAGAUUCAGUAUGAAAAUAAUUUUACAUCGAUUACUCCGAGGUCGUCUUUCUUUAAAAGUUUAUGUGUUUAUAAUUUCCUUCAUUGUAUUAUGUGGUUAUAUUUUACCACAUUAUAAAUUUUAUCCGAUAGCUCCUGUAACUGUAGCUCCAGCGCUGAACAGUCAUACAAGGGUCACUAAACACUUAUCAAAAUUAGUAACUCUUGUUUUUCGUCAGUUUGAGGAAUUUGAAAACGAUGUCGCCGAAAGUGUUGCAUCUUUUGUGGGGGCAUAUCCUAAUAUGCAAAUUUUGAUUCUAAAUCAAAGUCCACAAUAUCCACCUUAUCAAUUUUCGACAUCAAACAAUACCUUACGUAAUGUGAAAAUAGUAUCGUUAGAUCUUAAACUCGAUUCUUCUCCUAACGAGUUAAAGCCUCUAUCCCACAUUUCUACUGAGUACGUGCUUUUUGUACCUGACUCGACACGUGUAACGCGUCGUGUACUUCAGCAAUUACUAUUGGCUGCUACAAGCGCUCCAACUCAAGGCACAGCUGUAGGUGUUGGUGGUUCCCGAUUAGUUUGUCAGCAAGUGAAAUGGAACUUUGUAGAUUGGACACUGCAGUACAGCAAAGAUGCUUCAGGAAAGAUAUGUGAUGCAGUGCAAGGACAGCAUGCUGUUAUAUUUAAGACUUCAAUAUUACACACACUCCCUGAUCCAUUUUUGUUUCCUUUUCCUGAGUCACUGUAUCUCCAGACUGCAGUGAGAAAAAUAAAAAUACAAAUAAUUGAUGGCAAAUUUAGUUCUGGUAGGAGCGUAUUAAAGACUCCUAUAUCAAAGCAGAAAGCAUCAAGACGGCAACGAGAAUAUAGAAUAGCACUAUAUAAACAGCUGGGUGUAAAAGCUGUUGUACGAGAUGAUGGCAGAGUCCAGUGGUAUGGUUGCAAAAGAGAAACUCAGCGAUGUUUUCCGCCUGUACAAGGUACACCAUCCUAUAUACUUUCUGGCCGAAAUAUUCCUCCUUGUUGUAGGAGAAAUAUACGCAGAACAGCAGCUCAUGUUCUAAGAGCAUUAUUACAAGCCGGAGCUAGAUGUUGGCUUGAGACCACUUCACUACUUGGUGCAGUAGUACGGGGCGAUCUCUUACCUUGGGCGGAAUAUGCAGAAAUCGGCAUACACUCGGCCGACUUGCCAAGAGUUUCUUGGCUCCAACGUGGAGGUGCAGACAAUGAUGGCUUUGUAUGGGAACGUGCAACGAAAGGACAUUACUAUAGAGUGGCUUAUUCGGCUACAAAUAGAGUUUAUGUUCUGAUACUUCCCUUUACACCAAAGAAUGGUACUAUGUGGCCAGCUGACUGGGUAAUGGCUCAUCAGAGAGAGUUCCCUGAAAGACACUUGCACCCGCUUGCUCAGAUUCAGUUCGCAGGUCGACAAGCUCCAGCACCAAAUGACGCACGCGCAUUUCUUGAUCUCAAAUUAGGUGCCAAUUCUCUGGAGAGAUGCCAGAAAAUUGGCCCUAAACUUAUUUAUCCGUAAGUUUGAUGGUAAAAUUAUGCUUUAUAACUUAAGUUAUUUUUGCUUCGCAAUACACGAUACCAAAAAUGUCCAAAUUGAGAUGUAUGCUUUCGAGCACGGUUAUUUACUAUGUGAUAUUAUUUAAGUUAGAAACAAGACGGUCAAUGAUAAUACUAAUACAGGUGAUUAAUUACUAGCCCUCAUACUCUGUAACACCAAUACAAAGUUCAUACAAUAAUUACUUAAUCUUAUCUUGUGUUGAUACUCUGUAAACAAACUUGAUCACAUCAAGCAAUAGAAGGUACGUAAUAAGGUUGCUGUUGGAGACAAGACGUACAAUUAGAAAAUUAUACUAAAAAUAAAACUUUAUACAAACACAAAAUUGCAUUGCAUACAAAAAGCCACUAUCAACUGUAUUAAUAAUACUUAUCUUAAAGGCAAUGUAGCCAUUUAAACGUUAUAUGAUAUGACGUAUGUUUUUUUUAUUAUAUUUUAAUGAUUGAGGUAUCAAAAAUCUAAUAAUAUUUUAUUAUCAUUAAAUUUUGGAAAAUUAUUUAAUAUGUCCUUUAGGUAACCUAAAGUUUAUAUUUCAUUAGGUAGGUAUAAGUUAACUGAACAUUACAUUUAAGAUUUAACUGAUAUAAUAAGAAUUGUGUUUUUGUUUGAAAUGUGGGAUUAUAUUUAUAAUUAUUUAUUAUUUAGAUAAUAUUAUCGUUCAAGGUUGUAAAGAUCUCUAUCUAGUCAGAGUUUAAAUUUAUAUUUAAGCCAUUUAAUGGUGAUGUUUUGUUUGUUAGAGUUUAAUAAUUUAAAAAUAACGCACAAUUAUGUCAUAGACAACAGUACUGGCAUAUACCUAGUGAUAGGUGUCAACUAGAAUAGAAUCCUGGUCAUUACUACGCAGAAAUAAUCACUGAUUUAUAAAAAAUCUGGUACAUCAGUAUUUUUAUUCGAUUCUGUAACCGUAAUAUAUUUACUAAUAGUUGUAUUUAUCGUAAAUAAUAUGACACAAAGCGCUAGCAUUGUUUUAGUUACAAUCUCUUAUAAUCGAAAACAAAAUGUUUUCAAAUGUUAAAAAAAUUAUGUAAAAUUUAUAAAUUUUUUUACGUGUUGCACAUGUAAUCCGAUAGUAAGAAUAAGAACUCAAGUCCGUUUUCACUACCGGGUCAUAUGAGUUUGUGGCACUCUUGACAAUAAAUAGAAGGCUCUUUCAUUCAAUAGCAACCUGUAAGCAAUACUUUUGUGAUUUACCAAUUGUAUAAAUAACUUUAAAAUGCUUCGCUUAAUGGCUUGAUAGCAAAAAUAAAAAUUACCAUAUU